CGGCAAUUGUCACUCUUUCAUGCGACUGCCAUUGAGCAAAGCUGCCCCAGAAGACGCACCGUGCAUUCUUAUGGCAUGCCCACCCUGCAGAUGCAACAGUUGCGUUGAUGGCCCCGCCCGCGAAGCGCCGCCGGCGGAAUGUCGUCGACGCUUCUGACGAUGAAGACGAGCAACCGCGAGCCAACACGCUGACGAACUUCCUGCUCUCCUCGCCGAGCUCGCCCGCCAAGAUCCGAGCCCCGACCGCAUCCCCGAGUCCUUCGAAAAGCAGAAACAUUUCAGGCCCGCUCUCCACGAAUGGUUCCAAUCGCCUGACCCGUCGAGCUACGCAGAAGAAGGGGACGAGCCCUAGCCCCAAGAAGUCGAAGGAUGUCGGAAAGGGAAGGGACGAUGGAAAGACGGCGGAUUUAAAGACACUCUUUUCGAAGCAGGCGCAAAGAGCCACGAAAGCUGGAGGACUCGCGGAUAGAAAGACGAUCCCUCUCGACGACAUAAUCAGCGACCCCAUAUCAGAGGACGAGAUUUCGGAGCUGAAGACCAGCUCUUUAAGCUUGGUCAGCCAACAUGCAAAGAAAAGACUAAGGAAUGGAAUACAACCGGCUUCAACGGAUAACCCGAGUGCCAGCCAGAGAUUCCUCAAGCCACCCAAACCAGCCUUUUUAGCGGCCGUCAACGAUGAUUCGAGGCCAUGGUCAGAGCGGUUUGGACCCAGAAACUUGGAGGAGCUCGUGGUACACAAGAAGAAGGUAUCGGAUGUGAGGAGGUGGCUAGAAGACGUCACAGCGGGACGCAUGCGACAGCGGCUGCUGAUCCUGAAAGGUGCUGCCGGCUCAGGCAAGACGACGACUAUGCGACUGCUCGCCAGCGACAUGGGAUGCGAGCUCCUAGAAUGGAGAAACCCUACAGGCAACUCUGGGCUGGGGUUUGUUUCAACGUCAGCGCAGUUUGAAGAGUUUCUUGGACGGGGCGGCAAGUUUGGUGCGCUGGAUACGGACAGUCCCGAAUCGACGGCCCCUAGCAGCUCACAUGCUACCUCGAAGCAUCAGUCCAAGCGUGUCAUACUCAUCGAAGAGUUUCCGAAUACAUUCUCGAGGUCGUCGACGGCUUUAACCUCGUUCCGAAAUACCAUCCUGCACUAUCUGGCCACCAACACCCCUUCCCUGUCCAUGUUCUCUCCGCAUUCGCAAAAUGAACAAGUCACGCCAGUGGUUAUGGUCAUAUCGGAGACUCUUCUGACCACAACAUCCGCCUCGGCCGACAGCUUCACAGCCCACCGCCUGUUAGGGCCGGAAAUCCUUCGCCACCCAGGCGUGGGCAUUAUCGAAUUCAACGCAGUUGCCCCUUCAUUACUUGCCAAAGCUCUAGAGCUAGUAGUGCAGAAAGAAGCUAGGAAGUCUGGCCGAAGGAAAACGCCCGGCCCAUUAGUGCUGAAGCGUCUGGGAGAGAUUGGCGAUAUCCGGAAUGCGGUAGCUUCUCUCGAGUUCCUCUGCCUGAAAGGUGACCAACAAGCGGACUGGGGUGCCAAGGUGGCAUUCACAAAGCAGAAGAAGAGUGUCAGGGAUGGCAUUGGGCUCACCCAAGGCGAGCAUGAUAGUCUGGAGCUGAUAUCCCAGCGUGAAGCGAGCUUGGGAAUAUUUCACGCAGUGGGAAAAGUGGUAUACAACAAGCGGGAUGAUGUCGCUCCUCGAAACGACGCCGUGGAGAACCUACCGGGCUUCGUCUCACACCACUCGCGACCGAAGCGUUCGCAAGUCUCUGUCGACUCCCUGAUUGACGAGACUGGGACGGAUACACACACGUUUAUCUCAGCGCUGCACGAAAACUACCUCCUCUCCUGCGAGAGCACCGGUCCCAUGGACCUCUCUACCCCGAUGGAUUAUGUCAACGAAUGCAUCGAAUACCUCUCCCAGAGCGAUCUCCUCUGCUCUUCUAGAGAUGUGUUCUUCGGUGGUAGGGGCGGCUUCUCAGGGAGAGACUCUGGCAGCCAGCUCCUGCGUCAAGACGAAAUGACCUUCCAAGUCGCUGUCCGUGGCAUGCUGUUCGCGUUGCCCAACCCAGUCAAGCGAAAAACAACCACCAUGGCCAAAGGCAGUGACUCCUUCAAGAUGUUCUACCCAACGAGCCUCAAACUGUGGCGCGCCAAGGAGGAGCUUGAGGGGCUUGUCGACGUCUGGUCCUCGAAGCUCCUCAAAGGUGAGGCCAACGCACCCACCAAGAACCUCACCGAUGGCGCUACGGCGUUCCGCCUCCCGAAGCAAACUUCUAGUGACACCUCAUGGAUGCAGCGUAAGCAGCAGAGCCGCCCGGAUGCAAUCACAAAACAACAAGAUGAGGAGUCUGAGGAGAGCGCACCGCUACUCUCACUGGGCAGCGCCGCACGGCGCGAGAUGCUCCUCGAGCGCCUACCUUACAUGGCACACAUCGCGCGUGGCCGUAAGACGUCUACCAUCCGCCUUCGCGACCUUGAGAAGGUCGUCUCGUUCCGGGGCAUAGCUGCUGCCGACGAGGAAUCGGACGGCGAUGAGGAGCAGGUGGCGGGGGAGGCCUGGGCCACGGACAAACCUUCUGAGGAGGCGAGUCCCCGAAAGAAGAGCUCAGGCAUCCGGCCUGGUGGCGUAUCGGGUCUCCUGGCACAGAAGCUAGUACUGAGCGAUGAUGAUAUCGAGGAUUGAGUCGGGGCUGAUGAUGGGAAUCAUAAACUGUAUGUACACUGUAAAAUACCAGGACGGAUUGCAUUUGGUUUGAUCAUGGUCGGGAUCGGAACUUAGCUUAGCUAUAAAAUGGGCAUGAACUAUUCAAGGAUCUUGGGUUUCAGGGCUUUGAAGCUGUGAAUAUAUUGAAUGUAUGUUCAAGCUCAGCAGUGUCAAUUGAACCACA
Messenger RNA from Ilyonectria robusta, 2877 nucleotides. RefSeq names its product cell cycle checkpoint protein RAD17. The transcript has a single exon. NCBI's taxonomy places the organism in Eukaryota, Fungi, Ascomycota, Sordariomycetes, Hypocreales, Nectriaceae. Bases 108 to 2672 code for a protein of 854 amino acids. The record is from RefSeq and is a predicted model, not a curated record. Gene Ontology annotation, molecular function: chromatin binding. Gene Ontology annotation, biological process: DNA damage checkpoint signaling; DNA repair; mitotic DNA replication checkpoint signaling.